Messenger RNA from Tachyglossus aculeatus (Australian echidna), 1204 nucleotides. It is a transcript of the gene NOL12, whose product is annotated as nucleolar protein 12. The transcript has 6 exons. Gene Ontology annotation, cellular component: nucleolus. Bases 95 to 748 code for a protein of 217 amino acids. The record is from RefSeq and is a predicted model, not a curated record. Gene Ontology annotation, molecular function: RNA binding. NCBI's taxonomy places the organism in Eukaryota, Metazoa, Chordata, Mammalia, Monotremata, Tachyglossidae.
CGUGUUGUUGGCGGCGAUUCCCGUUUAAUCCGUCGUAUUUAUUGAGCGCUUCCCCUGAGGCGGGCACUGUACUGAGCGCUUGGGAGGGGGCGGUAUGGGCCGCAAGAAGAAGAAGAAGAGCAAGGACGGUGGCGCCGUCGGGUCGCGGGGCCGCCAGGUCCUCACCUUCGAUGAGGAGAAGAGGCGGGAGUACCUCACCGGCUUCCACAAGCGCAAAGUGGAGCGGAGGAAGGCGGCCGUGGAGGAGAUCAAACGCAAGCUGAAGGAGGAGCAGAAGAAACUGCGAGAGGAGCGCCACAAGGAAUACCUGAAGAUGCUGUCAGAGCGAGAAGAGGCUCUGGAAGAGGCAGACGAGCUGGAGCAACUGGUGACAUCCCAGAUGGAGACCGUACAGUACGACCACCCUAACCACACGGUGACCGUGACCACCAUCAGCGACCUGGACCUCUCUGGGGCUCGCCAGCUGGGGCUGCCCCAGCCUGGGGCGGAAGACAGCGCUGGAUCAGAGAAAGAGGAAGAGUCUUGGGACAAAACCACCAGUGCGUUGCCCAAAAAGUCUGGAGACCCCUUCCUAUCCCAGAGGAUCUCCUCCCUCACUGCUUCCCUGCACGCCCACACCCGCAAGAAGGUCAAGAGGAAGCGCCCUCGACGUCCCCUGGACUCGGCCAAGAAGCCCCCCAGCGCCGGGCGGACCACCAGAUCUCAACGCCGCAAACUGACGGGCAAGGCCCGGCCCGGCGGAGACUGACUUCGCCCAUGGGCACACACUGGACCGUGCUGGACCCGCGUUGUCUGGGAAGCAGCUCUGCAGAGGAAAGCCGCUUGUCUCCUAGCCCGGGUUUCCGGCUCCCUUUGGGCUGGGGCAUCACACUGGCCACCCUUUGCCGGGCCAGGCCAAAACCAUCUUCUUCCCCUUCCCUUCCAGGGUCAGGGUUGGGGCCCCUGACUUCAGUUGCCUCACCAGCGGGGGAGGAGCCGGAAUCUCCAGCAGGAAGUUGUGUGGAGACUUCCUGGUGUCACCACAGACAUUAGAUAUUUUUGCUAAACAGGAGUCUGGGCUGUUUACUGGUCGUCGGUGUGGGGCCGGAGAGGGCCGGGAGCCCUCCGCCUUGCCCCCAAGGCCCUAGCAGUCUGCUCCGCACUUUGGUUUUCCCGGAAGGGCAGGGUCCUGAAAGCUGGAUUCAUUCAUUCAAUCGUAUUUAUU